UUAUGGAGAUGCUUUUUGGUGGGCGCUAUGUACUACUUCUAAUGGCACUUUUUUCAAUUUACUGUGUGCUCAUUUACAAUGAAUUCUUUUCUGUUCCUUUUCAUAUAUUUGGUGGGUCUGCUUAUAAAUGCCAAGACACCACUUGCAGUGAUGCACACACAGUUGGGUUAAUUAAAUACCGAGAGCCAUACCGUUGGCGUGGAAGUCGUUCAGAACUGCCAUUUUUGAACUCCCUCAAGAUGAAGAUGUCUAUAUUGCUGGGUGUGGCCCAGAUGAACCUAGGAAUAAUAUUAAGUUAUUUCAAUGCACAUUUUUUUGACAGCUCUCUAGAUAUAAGGUAUCAGUUUGUGCCACAGAUAAUCUUCUUGAACUGCCUUUUUGGGUACCUUUCACUCCUCAUUGUCAUCAAGUGGUGCUCUGGUUCUCAGGCAGACCUUUAUCAUGUGAUGAUAUACGUGUUUUUGAGUCCCACUGAUGAUCUUGGUGAGAAUCAGUUGUUUUGGGGCGAGAGACCACUGCAGGUCUGUUGUUUACUUUUGGCAUUAAUUGCAGUUCCUUGGAUGCUGCUCCCUAAACCUUUUAUUUUGAAGAAGCGUCAUAUGGAGAGAUUUCAAGGUCGCACCUAUUGGAUUCUUGGCACCUCUGAGAUAGAUCUUGAUAUGGAACCUGGUUCUGCACGACCACAUCACGAUGAUUUUAAUUUCAGUGAGGUGUUUGUGCAUCAAAUGAUCCACUCCAUAGAGUUUAUUCUUGGUGCAGUCUCAAAUACGGCUUCACACCUUCGACUUUGGGCUUUGAGCUUGGCACACGCUGAGUUGUCUACUGUUUUCUAUGAGAAAGUCGUCCUCCUUGCUUGGGGGUGUGAAAAUAUCGUCAUCCGGUUGGUGGGGCUUGCAGUUUUUGCCUUUGCCACUGCCUUCGUACUACUCAUGAUGGAGACCCUCAGUGCAUUCCUACACGCAUUGCGUCUUCAUUGGGUGGAAUUCCAAAAUAAGUUCUACCAUGGUGAUGACUACAAGUUCAGACCUUUCUCAUUUUCGUCCAUAACUAAGGAUGAUGAUUAGUCAACUCACACACCUUUCUGCUUUCCAAUGAGAAGAUAGUAUGAAGCGAGGCAGGCCUUUUUUGUCGACAACAGAAACCUUUUAAAAUGAAACUAAUAGAACUUCAUUCCAGCCAACAGAGGAUUAGCACCAUUUUGCUCUAACAUUAAGCUGCUCGGGGUUACUCAGAACUGCGAAAUGCCGACUUGUAUUCUGAGUUUGUCAGUAUAUGCAAGGGCUUGCUUACAGCCAUGGCAAGACCGCAUAUGUUAAGGGGACUUCUCCAUUUUUCAUUUUCUUCUUGGAGGGUUGGGGAAUGGGCGUGCUGGUGGAAAUCAUUUGUAAAGAGGGGGUGCUGGAAAAAUCAUAAUACACCUAUGUAACUUUUUCCAGGAUAAUAGUGCUUUCGGAGGGAGAUUUAUAAAUCGUAAAAACACACAAACAGGUUUAGCGUGGAUUUUGUAGGCAAUACACCCCUGUUAAAAUUUAUCAAAUCUUUUAUGUAAUGAUGAAUCACAAUUAUAUGCUUCCGUGUAAGCCAUUGUUUUAUAGAAUUUCAAAGAGAAUGAC
Molecule: messenger RNA, 1613 nt
Organism: Hevea brasiliensis (rubber tree)
Lineage: Eukaryota; Viridiplantae; Streptophyta; Magnoliopsida; Malpighiales; Euphorbiaceae
Product: V-type proton ATPase subunit a1
Biological process (GO): proton transmembrane transport; vacuolar acidification
Cellular component (GO): proton-transporting V-type ATPase, V0 domain; vacuolar proton-transporting V-type ATPase complex
Molecular function (GO): proton-transporting ATPase activity, rotational mechanism; ATPase binding
Source: RefSeq, a predicted model, not a curated record